Molecule: messenger RNA, 951 nt
Organism: Rhopalosiphum padi (bird cherry-oat aphid)
Lineage: Eukaryota; Metazoa; Arthropoda; Insecta; Hemiptera; Aphididae
Source: RefSeq, a predicted model, not a curated record
AUGGAUUCAUCAUCACUUGAACUUGACGAAGAAUCCAUAAUUGUACGACUGUACGAGCAAUUCCCUUUAACGCAAUUUGGUUCUCAAAAACGUGGUUUUAAUUCUUCAUAUUAUGUGAAUAAUAAUUGGCUCGAAUACAGUAUUAAUAAAGAUGCCAUUUUUGGUUAUGCUUGUCGAAUAUUUGGAAACAAUCAUACUGAAUCUCCUACAUUCACAUCUGUUGGAUUUAAAAAUUGGAAAAAAUUAUGUGGAUCAAGAGGUUCAAAAAAUGGGAAACAGUCAAAGCUUGAUGCCCAUGCUAGUACAAAAACUCACUUGACUUGUAUGGCAAAAUGGUCAGGACAUAAUAUAACUGGUCAAAAAACUGGCACUGCAAAUACUAUAGAUCAGAAUGAUUCUAUCAUACAAGGGUUCAUGUUCAAAGAAAAUAAGGAUACUGAAGCUUUAAUAACAAAUGAUGAUAAUCUAAAAAUUACAUUAUCUGUCAUUACAUUAAAAGAAGAUUGUAUAAAUGGAGUUAAAUCUGAUACUGGAAUGGCUUCAAAAAAUGUUAAAGGCAAUAAAACAGACAAUAUUUUAAAGGAAUGUGAACUAAGAGUCAAACUCCAAAAAAUGAAUCAAUUGCAGAUUUUGAAUCAAAAGCUCAUAAUGCAAGCCACAGUUGCUAAACGCUUUGAAGAACAUAAAUUGUUUAAGUUGCAAUCAACUCAAGGAUUGGCCUUUAGAGGACAUAAUGAAAACAAAACAUCAUUAAAUCAAGGGAAUUUUAAGGAAGCUUGUGUUUUAUUUUCUAAGCACAUGCCCAAGUUUUCUGAAAUAUUUAGCAAAGACACUAGUCAUCAUAUACAAGAUUAAAUCAUUGAUAUAAAAUAUACAAAUAGUGUUAAAGAUUCAAUUAUAGAAGAAGUUGGACCAGGAAUAUUCAGUAUAAUGUGUGAUGAAGCACGGUAA